AUGGAAACCGAAUAGCCAGAGGAAACCUUCCCCAACACUGAGAUUGGUAAAUGCCCAGCAGAAGACAUGGAAGAGGAGCAAGCAUUUAGAAGAUCUAGGGACACUGAUGAGAUGGUUGAAUUACACAUUCUGCUUCAGAGCAAGAAUGCUGGGGCAGUGAUUGGAAAAGGAGGCAAGAAUAUUAAGACUCUGCGAACAGAAUACAAUGCCAGUGUUUCAGUCCCAGACAGCAGUGGCCCCGAGCGCAUAUUGAGUAUCAGUGCUGAUAUUGAAACAAUUGGAGAAAUUCUGAAGAAAAUCAUCCCUACCUUGGAAGAGUACCAACACUAUAAACCAGGUAAAGCCUCUUUAAAAUCUAAAUGAUAUAUAGCAAUUGAAUGCAUAAAUAAUAAUAAUAAUAAAGAAAAAAGUGCUAAAAUCAAAGAGCUUCAAGGGAACACUCAGACAACAAUCAAGCUUUUCCAGGAAUGCUGUCCUCAUUCUGCUGAGAGAGUCGUUCUUAUUGGAGCAAAGCUUGAUAGAGUUGUAGAGUGUAUAAAGAUCAUCCUUGAUCUUAUAUCUGAGUCUCCUAUCAAAGGACGUGCACAGCCUUAUGAUCCCAAUUUUUAUGAUGAAACCUAUGAUUAUGGGUCUCAACCUUUUGGGGACCUAACUUCUAAACAUUCUAAUAGCUUUGCCUUGAUUUUCUUCUGCUUUCUUACUAAAAAUGAAGACAUUCAAUACUAA
Tupaia belangeri chinensis (Chinese tree shrew) is the source of this 726-nucleotide messenger RNA. RefSeq names its product heterogeneous nuclear ribonucleoprotein K. Lineage: Eukaryota; Metazoa; Chordata; Mammalia; Scandentia; Tupaiidae. Gene Ontology annotation, molecular function: RNA binding. The record is from RefSeq and is a predicted model, not a curated record.